Molecule: messenger RNA, 690 nt
Organism: Penicillium alfredii
Lineage: Eukaryota; Fungi; Ascomycota; Eurotiomycetes; Eurotiales; Aspergillaceae
Exons: 2
Coding region: 1-690 (229 amino acids)
Source: RefSeq, a predicted model, not a curated record
AUGGACUUCCAGGCGUAUUAUAAACUUGAUGGAGGGGGGGGAGGAGGCUACUCUAUGAACACGAGCUUUUGUACGACAACCGACGAUGGACAUCUUCGGGAAACUGUGCAGCGAGAAGAGUCCUUGAAAGAGCGAGUCCAUGCACUGCAGAAGAUCACCGACAGUGAGGAUGAGAAGGAGAAGGCACAGCUCAGUCAGUGGCAGCAGGAGCUGGAUGACCUGCAGAGACAGUACUGGAAUCAGAUGCAAUUGCUCGCGAUUCAUGAAUCCUCACUCCCAACCGACCUGAGAAGGAUGUAUGGUUCGGUGCGAAAGAAGAAUCCCAAGUGGUAUCUCAAUAGCGAGUUGAAUGUCGACUGCGCAAGGCGAGGAGGGUGCUGUGGCCGGGACUGUGGCUGCUGCGCAAAGCGAGAGCCAACAGCCAACCGAACGAGAGGAAUUGGCCACUGUUCGGUCAACUGUGGAUGUUGCUCGCAUAUCCGGGGGUUUGAUCUGACGGUGGAAGAGAUGGAAAACGUGCACCAACAGCUCGACAAGACCCUGAAAGGCUCAAAUCCCAACCAUCUCAUUGCUAUGACUAGCGGCCUUUUUCCUGCAGCUCCAGUAUCGCCUCCCAAGUCUAAGCCUCGGCGUCAACCUCAAUCCAAAUCCUCGAUGUGGAAGCGAGUGGGACAUAUGCUGAAGCGUUGA